GAAGCUCUCUAAUUCUUCACGCAGCGCUGGGAGCCAUCACCUAGGUAACCAGUCUCAGCCUGCCCGCUCCUCCUCACAUAGACACAGCAUCUCCAGCCAGCAUCUUUUCGAGAGCUGCCUUGGCGAGAGUGACAAUUUUGAACCAACAUGGUGAAAUUGGGGAGCAACCUGUCAGAGAAGCCAGAGAAGGAGCAGGGCAGUGGAGGCGGUGGAGGGGAAGAUGGCUUUGAUAACAUCCCAUUGAUAACCCCACUGGAUGUCAACCAGCUACAGCAGCCAUUCCCAGACAAGGUGAUAGUUAAGACCCGAACGGAAUACCAACUUCAGUCAAAGAAGAAGAGAAAGUUACAUGUUCCUGGAAUCAAGAGGCUGAACGUCAAUCUCUAUGAUGAAGUAUCAGAAAAGGUCAAGUUGACAGGGCUUAUUCUCAUCACGAUGGCAUUCCUGGCCUGUCUCCUCAUGCUGGUCAUGUACAAGGCUCUCUGGUAUGACCAGUUAAGCUGCCCAGAGGGCUUUGUGUUUAAGCACAAGCACUGUACUCCGGCAGCUCUAGAGAUGUAUUAUUCUGAGCAGGAAUCAGGACCCCGAGGAAGUCUCUACACGGCUAUUAACCACUUAACUCAAGCCAAGAAAACCAUCCCUGAACUGCCUUCACCUUGGUUACCAGUAAUUAAUGCCUUGAAGGAAGCAGAGAAAGCUAAGGAUGAGCCGCCUAUUUCUCAGCAAUAAGAGACACAGGGCAGAAACCAGAUACAACAGGAUUGUAAUUUUUAGGGUAGAUGUAAUCACUUAAAGUAUUAAAAGCAUUGUAUACGCCCAUCCCUCCCCCCCUUCCCCCUGCUCUUUUUAGUCAACUCCAAUUGUUUUUGAGUGAAACCAGGAGGACAUGUCUUGUUCAAGUACUUUACUUCCUUUCUUCCCUCCCUACCCCAAUCACAAAGAGAGAGGAAGAUGAUGAGGAGGCAUCUUAUGCACUCUGUAUAUGAGCCCUCCUUCUCUAUCCUAACAUGAAAGUGGGUCUUUCUUCCAUCUUUACUUAGAGAGCACCUACUGGAUUCUCUACAUGUGGAGAUCCCACUCCAAAGUACCAGGGGGGAAAAGGCUAUCCUGAGGCCAGUAUUAGCCCAUUGGUAUCUUCCUUCCAAGCUAGUCUGAGUGGUUUCCCAGGUCCCUUUCUCCAAAUACUAUACACAAUUUUGGGGUAUUUCUCUGAGAAAUGUUAGCUGGCCAGGCUUAGAGCCUCUUCUCCUUACCACCACUCACCCAACUAGGAGUGUUAUGCUUUAUUUCUCUGAUAGGAUUUCUGGAGGCCAGGGGCUACUGGAUUGCCCAUAACCUUGUUUUCAGAGUCAAGGGCAAAGUAGCAGACAUUGUCCAGGCAGGUCCACAAACUAGCAGCCCCAAUGUGCUAAGGUUUUUGUGUUGCCAUUUGGAAACAAACAUUAGGAAGAUCUUUCACUUUAUUUUGAGCAAAGCUUUUCUAUGUAAUUUAUGCUCUGGCUUUUCUUGGGUUGUAAUUUGAUUGCUAAUUACAAGGCUAAAUUCGAAACCCACUUAAUUAGAGCACUUCUGGCUUAGGGGUGCUGGGAGAUUUUUCCUCCCUUUUUUCCCUCCUUUUUUCCUGCCCUGCUCAAACUUUCUUCUGGACCUAGUGUGGAAUCCUGGUGCGACUCUUCCUGUUCCCAUUUGGUGUUUGUGCUUCUGCGUGGACUUUUAAUUUUGUUCAAAAAUUAUUAUUAUUAAUUAUUAUUCUUAUUGUUUUGCUGUGAAGAUUUCCCCACCCAACCACACUCGGUAUGUUUUUCUAGGAAUUGUGAACUGUCACAUUUGCAGUGUAAACACUACUGGUUGUCUGCUCGCAAGUGCCAAAAUGGAUAUGGUGAUCAGCAGCAUUUUUCCCCAAGUAAAAAUAAAUGUUGACCCUCAGCU
Messenger RNA from Trichosurus vulpecula (common brushtail), 1929 nucleotides. RefSeq names its product calcyon neuron specific vesicular protein (gene CALY). Gene Ontology annotation, molecular function: clathrin light chain binding. The transcript has 5 exons. Gene Ontology annotation, biological process: endosomal transport; clathrin coat assembly; G protein-coupled dopamine receptor signaling pathway. NCBI's taxonomy places the organism in Eukaryota, Metazoa, Chordata, Mammalia, Diprotodontia, Phalangeridae. The record is from RefSeq and is a predicted model, not a curated record. Gene Ontology annotation, cellular component: membrane; endosome. The coding region runs from base 148 to 729 and encodes 193 amino acids.